GACCGCUUAAAGAGAGAACUCAUAACCAAGUACAGAGGCGACAGUGAGUUCAUUUCCAAGCAAGAUGAUUUUGCGGUUCUUAACUAUAUUGAAACGUACGGAAGCGAAGAACCAUCCCUAUCAGUUAUGGAAGCCAUCGAAAAGGCCUUAAAGCAUGAAGAUUAUAAGGAUAUCUUUAUAUCUCGCUCUGAAUCUGAUUUCUUAGACGAAAGUGGUUUUGAGGAAGAUGAAUUGGACUUAGAUUAUAUUCAUCCAAAGCCUUUGGACAUAGAACAACCAAUCCUGCGGGAGAUCCCUGUCGAGCUUCCUAGCCGCACAGUUGUGAGAACGAUUCUUCAAGAAGUUUCUUCAUCGCCGAUAACAGAUCCGGAUCAUGAAAGUGGUGAGGACACUAUGGGGCCAGAUCAAGAGAAUGUCAAGCCCAAUGAUUUUCAAGAAACCCUCGAAGGGCUUUUGGACACUACGGAAGAUCCGGACAACAUAGUUCAUGAUCCUGAGCUUACAACUCACUUCAACAAUGUGGUGACCAGCAUGGAAAUGUUUGUCGAAUAUCGGCGUCUAAUAUCAUAUUAG
Molecule: messenger RNA, 573 nt
Organism: Lobosporangium transversale
Lineage: Eukaryota; Fungi; Mortierellomycota; Mortierellomycetes; Mortierellales; Mortierellaceae
Exons: 1
Source: RefSeq, a predicted model, not a curated record